This is a messenger RNA of Sphenostylis stenocarpa, 996 nucleotides long. Lineage: Eukaryota; Viridiplantae; Streptophyta; Magnoliopsida; Fabales; Fabaceae. The record is from the annotation of a GenBank genome assembly.
AUGACGAUGAAUUCCUUCUUCCGCUCCUUGGAUUGGCACCAUGAAUCUUACCCUGCUUAUCACGAUUUCUACUUUCUCCCCAUUUUCGCUCUCUUCUUCCCCUCCAUCCGCUUCUUCCUCGACCGAUUCUUGCUCCAGAAACUCGGUACACGAUUGAUUUUCGGAAAGUGGAAUGAGACGCUCGACCUCCACACCGAUGAAAGAAGAAAAAAAAUUAGGAAAUUUAAGGAAUCUGCUUGGAAAUGUGUUUACUAUCUUUCCGCUGAGGUUCUCGCUUUGUAUGUAACGUAUGAUGAACCCUGGUUUACCAAUACAAGAAACUUUUGGGUGGGGCCAGGGUCCCAAGUCUGGCCAGAUCAAAAGACCAAGUUGAAAUUGAAGGCGGUGUAUAUGUAUGCUGCUGGGUUUUACACAUACUCCAUUUUUGCUUUAAUAUUUUGGGAAACCAGGCGCUCUGACUUUGGGGUGUCCAUGAGUCACCAUGUUGCUAGCGUAAUUCUCAUUGUGCUGUCUUACAUUUUUAGGUUUGCUCGUGUUGGAUCAGUUGUUUUAGCACUUCACGAUGCCAGCGAUGUGUUUCUGGAGAUAGGGAAAAUGUCCAAGUACAGUGGUGCUGAAACAAUGGCCAGUUUUGCUUUUAUUCUAUUUGUUUUAUCCUGGAUCAUAUUGCGCCUCAUUUACUACCCAUUCUGGAUUCUUUGGAGUACCAGUUAUGAAGUUCUGCUCACCUUGGAUAAGGAAAAGCACCGAGUGGAUGGUCCAAUAUAUUAUUAUCUGUUCAAUAGUCUUCUGUACUGCUUGCUUGUUAUGCAUAUUUAUUGGUGGGUGUUGAUAUUUCGGAUGCUCAUUAAACAAAUCCAAGCAAGAGGGAAAGUUAGUGAAGAUGUUCGCUCUGGUAAGUUGAAGAUGUGUUGUGUGCAGGAUGUAAACUUUUCAUUAACUGGGCAACCUUGUGAAAAAUUUGUUCCCCGUGCCAUGCCUAGUAUCUGCAUUUAA